AUGCAUUCAACUUCGACUUCAGAGGGAACCAGCUCAGGCCAAUCCCCCCUGCAAAUCCACAUCGACGAACUCUCCUCCCUAACCCUCCACGAUACCAUCCAAAGCUUGGCACACCUCCUCCCCGAACUAACCACUUCCAUCACGCCAACAGGCGAACGCCUCGUGACGCACCCUACCUACGAAGGAACAGGCAAGCUCGACGACCUGGGUGUACUCUACCUCCGCGCCGCGGAUCGCUGUACCCGCGAACGCGCAUCCUUCAAAACCCGUCUCAUGCACAUAUCCCUCGAUUCCAUGAUCGAAGCACUCUACGCAUCGAGUCAAGAGCAGCUCGAUAAGGGAUUGGAAGAUGGGACUGUGCAUCUCCCUCCUAGCCUAGACGAGGGGUGUGCGUGUUGCAACGGCGAGCCGUUUGCCGUGAUCCUGAGCGGGUUUCAUGAGGGGAAUGCGCUGCUUUUCUGGGAAGAUGAAUACAAGGCUUUCUGGGGGGAGGAGGAGAGCCGAGGGGAACGGUAUGGUCUCGGCGAAACUUGGAUCUGGGCUUCGAGGGAGCAAGUUGAGCGUGCGAUGGCGCGGGAGGAGGCGAGCGUUAUUCCUAGUAUGCUUUAG
Molecule: messenger RNA, 609 nt
Organism: Aspergillus fischeri NRRL 181
Lineage: Eukaryota; Fungi; Ascomycota; Eurotiomycetes; Eurotiales; Aspergillaceae
Exons: 1
Coding region: 1-609 (202 amino acids)
Source: RefSeq, a predicted model, not a curated record